AUGCCAGAGAUGUUCCGCAACGAAAAGGCCAAUCCAGGCUUGGAGAACCAGCAGGUCACGGCAGACAGCCACUACGAAGCACUCGAAAGUAUGUCGGCUCACUACAAUAAAGUUCUCAGUUACUCAAAAGAAGUUGAGAACAAGAUGAAUAGUCGUCUCAUGGGCCAGAAGCAGCAGAUCGAAGAACUGUUGACUCGGUUACAACAGUAUCAAGCACGUUAUCAGAAAGACUGCGACCGCCGGGUGCAGUCUAACUCGGAGCUGUCUCUUUUACAAAAUCAGAAGGACGAGCUCUCCCAGAAUCUAGCUCAACAAGAUGGACGGCUGCAUGAACUAGAACAGGAAGUUGCCGAUCUGCAAGCCGAGAGAGAAAAGCAAGAUGAAGAGGCGACUAGAAUGCACCAAGAGUUGGAGGUCACGCACUCCAAGCUUGAAAAGUUUCAAGAGAAAAGCCGCUCGUACAAGGACCACCUCAAUAAGGCUGUUGCAGAACACCAACAACUCUGGCAGCAUUCCAGAGAUAUCACUGAAAAAACCGUCAACAGCAUGAGAAAGGAGCAUCGACAGGCGGAAGAGAAGUUUCAGUUGGCCAUGGCAGAGAAACAGGCCGCCCAGGAUAAGUUAAAUUUCAUUUCCAAAAACAAACAGGUACUUCUCCAGCAGGAAGUGGCAGCGGACAGCCUUGAAGGAGAUUUCGAUUUUGAGGCACAGAGAGCCAAGAAGCUGGAGGGCAAGCUCCUCGAUGCAGAUGCCUUGAAGGGCCUACUGCGCCAGAUCGAUGAGAAUGUGGCUGGAGUCUGCUUGGAGGUGGACAAUAUGCAAGCACGCUCUCUCGAAGCGCCCGCUGUGCCAACCGAGGUCAUGAGAAGGUUAGACGAAAUUGCGGGCCAUGUGCAAUUGUCCCCUCAAGUCAACAUUGAAGAUGAGGUUCAGCGAGCUCUGAAGACCUUUCAAAAGGAGAUGAUGCCACAACUUUUGGAGGAGUUGAAACUCACCAUGACUGGUCAGUCCAUUGAAGAAAAACUGCAAAGUCUACAGAAGACGCUUCAGAAACAGUCGUCAUCGAUGGAGACGGAGCGCAAACAUCGUCAGGAAGAGUUGAUGUUACAACUUUCGGAGAGAAAGGAUGAGAACAGCAAACUCGCGCAGGAUCUUCUGGCCAAGGAUUCUGAAAUCGCAGAUAUGACCAACUGUGUCUCUGAACUGAAUGAAAAACUACGAGAGGCGAGAGGCUCUGCAGAGUCGGCAUCAAAGAGGGCAACAACCAUGGAAGAAAAGCUCGGAGAGUUACAUCAAAGCCUCUCAAGCAAAGAUUGUCAGGUCACAGAGACGCAGGCUGAGCUUCAACUUCAGCGACAAGGGCACGAGACCAAGAUCCGAGAGCUCCAGGAGAAGUUACGAAUUGCCGAGGAAGAAGGCCAUCUUCAACGCCAACGAGCCGAAGACUCGGAGAAGAACUUUGAAAAAAGGUCCGAGGAAGAUACCGAAAUCCAAAUGCGGCUGAAGAGCUCGGCAGAAUCUCUGCACCAGGCUCAGCAACAGUUGACCAUGGUCGGGACGGAGGUUGAACGCCUCAAGGCCUUGGAUAGUGUUAUCAGGGCAUCAAAACUCGAAAAGGAGUUGGAGAAUGCUCGUCAAAGAGUCACCAAUCUCACACUCAAGCUUCGAGACACGCAGGCCCCGGUUGCCAACAACGACCAGCUUGAUCAGGUAGCUGAACAGCUUGCCCAGCUCCGAAUACUGAAGGAAGAAGUCAAACAGCUCAGGUCAAAUGGCAAGGCAUACGCGGCGGUCAGUAAGGACUUCGCAAACACACUCGACAGACAAGGUGCCACGGGAAGCGACGAUAUUCUGAUCCCUGACAGUCUCGUGCUGCCGGAACCAAUGCUUCCCGUGUUGCUGCAGCAAGAUGUUUACGAUCCUCUGAAUAACUUUCAGCCGAGCUCCUCUGACAUCCCGCUGAUUCGAGCCAGCAAGCGAACGGUUUUCCGCAGUCCUGUUGAAGAGUCAGAAGAUGAGAUGCCUGCGCCAUCAGUCGAACAGGGAAAGUCGCAGCGAAUGGAGGUGGACGCUCAGAGACCCCGGCUCAGAUCAAUCCUCCGCCCAGAGAGAACUCAAACUGCGAGAACAUCAAAAGGAAAUAGCGAUAUCAUGGUCGCGCGCCAUGCUGGACACUCUUCGUACAACCGACCCGUGCAAAGUGCCCCGAAGUCCAGUCAGGAGGCCAUCUUGGAUGUCAAGAACAGCCUUGUGGGCAAACGCAAGGCAAACCUCGGCGAUUUGACCAACCCUCACGAAUGGGAGAGACUUGAAGGACCAGCGAGCUAUUCGGAGCCGCGAGGAACCAAAAGGUCCAACAACGCCCAGCAGUGGUCUCGAGGCCCGAAACGGUCAAAACCAUGCUUCGCCGAGAAUGAAGAUAACGUGGAGACUUCACAGGCCUCGGGAAGUAGUAACGAGGACUGUCUCCGGGCUGAAUCGACGGAGCGCAGCCAAAAAGACGGCAAUAGGGUGGCUCCAGUGACUGUGCAGGAUGAUGAUCAAGUUUCCCACCAUUUCUUCCCAAGCGCUUCCAAGUCGAAUGAGGGCACACGUUAA
Messenger RNA from Colletotrichum fioriniae, 2598 nucleotides. The record is from RefSeq and is a predicted model, not a curated record. Lineage: Eukaryota; Fungi; Ascomycota; Sordariomycetes; Glomerellales; Glomerellaceae.